This is a messenger RNA of Magallana angulata, 2043 nucleotides long. RefSeq lists its product as uncharacterized. The transcript is spliced from 14 exons. The record is from RefSeq and is a predicted model, not a curated record. The annotation marks the transcript as partial. NCBI's taxonomy places the organism in Eukaryota, Metazoa, Mollusca, Bivalvia, Ostreida, Ostreidae.
AUGAACAUCUCUUGUCAAGUUGUGGGCCGGUACGUGAUAUAUUACAACACGAGAGAGGGAAACCUGACCCAGAAGCCCACUUAUUCAAAGGAAGCAUACAUUGAACUGUGUGAAGUCGAAGUGUUUGGCUGCCCCGAACUUGGCUUCAAAGGACCGUAUUGUGACGAACCUUGUCCAAAUAAUUGUCAAUACUGUAACCCCAAAACUGGGGAAUGUAUUGGAGCCUGCAACCCAGGAUACUAUGGUGAACAGUGCAAAUUCUACGAUCGGGGAAAUCUAGCCCUACAUAAACCGACAUUCCAGUCCUCCACAUUUUUUAGUACUACCGGAAGUAAGGCUGCUGUUGAUGGUCAAAAGAAUGACCAGAUUUCUAACUCCACCAAUCAAAAUGAGGGUGUCGUCUGCUACAAAGACACAAACCAUACAAGGUCAACUAUACCUUUCUCAUUCGAUAUAAGCUGCCCUGUGAUUGGUCAAUAUGUCUCGUAUUACAAUGAAAGACUCCCGGACAUUAGCUAUCCAGCUGGUUACAGUCAAUACGCCCAGUCAGCUCUGUGUGAAGUCGAAGUGUAUGGUUGUCCAAUUUCUGGAUUCGACGGACCGUAUUGUGACGAACCUUGUCAAUACUGUAACCCCAAAACUGGGGAAUGUAUUGGAGCCUGCAACCCAGGAUACUAUGGUGAACAGUGCAAAUUCUACGAUCGGGGAAAUCUAGCCCUACAUAAACCGACAUUCCAGUCCUCCACAUUUAUUAGUACUACCGGAAGUAAGGCUGCUGUUGAUGGUCAAAAGAAUGACCUGAGUUUGUAUUCGGGUCAUUGCGCUGUGACCUCUGAGCAUCAAAACUACGCUCUCUGGAGAGUUGACCUCCUGCAAAGGCGUAAAAUUGAAAGGCUUACCUUACAAGCUUUGACUUCUGUUUCCAAAUGGGAUGGGAAAAAUAAUUUUACAGGACUUCUUCUGGGCUUUACAUUAACAGUUUCUAACUCCACCAAUCAAAAUGAGGGUGUCGUCUGCUACAAAGACACAAACCAUACAAGGUCAACUAUACCUUUCUCAUUCGAUAUAAGCUGCCCUGUGAUUGGUCAAUAUGUCUCGUAUUACAAUGAAAGACUCCCGGACAUUAGCUAUCCAGCUGGUUACAGUCAAUACGCCCAGUCAGCUCUCUGUGAAGUCGAAGUGUAUGGUUGUCCAAUUCCUGGAUUCGACGGUCCGCAUUGUGCUGUCCCUUGCUUCUCUAGCUGCAAAAAUCAUCUAGAAAAUCUAGCUCUCUGGAAACCAACAUAUCAGUCUUCCACGCGAUCUGGCGCUUCCGGUUCAGAGAAGGCAGUUGAUAACCGGAAAUCUGAUCGGACGUUUCGCGGUGGUCAAUGUUCAGCAACUUUACCGCAUACUAAAGCAAUUUGGCGAGUUGAUCUGAAAGAUAUAUAUCGAUUAGAUCGCAUUGUGAUAUAUUUUAGGACAGAGAACAAGACAUGGGAUGAACACAACCCUCAUAGAGCUGUGCCCCUUGGGUUCUACCUCUACAUCUCUAACACAACCGAUAUAACGACCGCUGUCCGAUGUUAUCACGCUAAUUAUUACACAAUCUACGAUCUUCCGGAUGUUAUGCACAUUUUCUGCACAUUGUCCGGACGUUACAUCAUAUACUACAACGAACGGAAAGAAGGAUAUGUCUAUCCUGCAAACUAUUCCCAGUAUGCAUUUGCUGAUUUGUGUGAAGUGGAAGUCUAUGGCUGUCCUGCCCCUGUAGAAGAUGGACCAAGGUGUACUCGUCCCUGCCCAACUAACUGUGAACAGUGUUACCCACAUACUGGGGUCUGUCAAAAAUGCAAACAUGGCUACCAAGGGACUGAAUGUGAACCUGACAAAAUGGAAAAGACUGAGUAUGAUCAAGAUGUUGUGGGCCCUUUUCAUGGUCGCAUAUAUGCACGUACCAACUAUGGCUCUGUAACCCAAGCUAUCCGUAUUAAAGUACGAUAUAGGAAUUCGGUUACCAUAUCCAAUCUCAAACUUCCUCUGAAGACGUGUAGAAAUGUUACA